GGAAGAUGCUCAUGAAGGAAGGAAGCCUUAAAGGUGAAAGACUUGGGCAGGGCUGCCCAGGGCAGAAGGUGAACAAGGGUGCCCUGGUCAUCCCCUGAUACUUUUUUUUUUCCCGUCCCACACGACCUGCCCCCAUCCCUUUCUUCUCUUCUUUCCCUUCUAAAUUUUAACGGCAUAGUCUCCGUGGUUGAGCAGAACAGGGAAGCGCAGACGUUAAAGGGGACAGAAGGCAAGCUUCCCCUCGAAAGGGUUACCUAACCUGGCACCGACCUACGUUUUCCACCAAGUCACCUCCAUUGCCAGGAAUCCCAGAAGCCCAUGGCGGGAGCGGACGAAAGGAGGAGUCUCCCCGGGGUAGCAUUCUAGGCCCGCCAAGUCAAAAAGAAGUGAGAAGGAGAAGGAAGAGGCUCCAGCACCCGACUCGUGCCCGAGGGACUUGCCUGGGACGUUCUUUGCGCUCCUCCCCUACCCGCUGCCCGGGCAGUCCUUGAGGGGCUACCACCCCUGUGCUUGAACCGCGGAGAAGUUUCGCCUCUGCAAACGUGAGAAUCUGCAGCUUCGCAGGACGCCGCCCCCACACGCCCCACCCCACAGCCCGACCCCUGGCGGUGGCGACCUUGGUCACCAUGGAGGCGCCAGUGCCCUGGGGUGGGGGGUGGAGGAGCUGCACUUGGGGCUUUCCUGGGAGCUAGGAAGUUGGCCCAUGGGCCACCUCCGGUCGCCGUCCACCACCCGGACUGGCGCCACCAAGCAAGCCCAGGCGCCCUGCUCCCCUCUGCCUGCCGCGCCCCGGCCCUUGCGCCGUGCGCCUCUCCGCCCGACUCACCGCGCUCUGCGCAGCAAGGGUCGCAUCGGGUCCCAGGGCUCUGCGCCUCGGGGCUUCGUCUCCCGCCUGUCCUGCCUGCACCCUUCUCCCCUAUCCUCAGCUGUCCUCCAAGGCCGUCUCUCGACUCUUUUUUCCGGGUUAAUUACGUUUCGCAUUAAAGCAAAACCCAGCCCCGGAUGCACUUACCGAUAAUUGAUAUACAUACAUAUCUGCCUCGGACCGGG
Messenger RNA from Mastomys coucha (southern multimammate mouse), 1050 nucleotides. RefSeq lists its product as uncharacterized. The transcript has 2 exons. Bases 704 to 1018 code for a protein of 104 amino acids. NCBI's taxonomy places the organism in Eukaryota, Metazoa, Chordata, Mammalia, Rodentia, Muridae. The record is from RefSeq and is a predicted model, not a curated record.